AAAAUUUUGAGUACAUAGCUUUCCAACAUACAGGGAGUUUCAAUACAUUUAUCAGAGCUGUUGCCAGAGUAUUUAAACUUUCUGGAGUCACACGUGAUGGAAGCAUUUGUGGGAAUUCUCGUCGAUACUUUGAAUUCCAUGAUCCAGAAGGAGAGUGGAUUGCUUUGUGGUGUUGCAACUGACAUGGAAAAGAUUGCACGCUUGCUCUCCACCAUCAAGGCAGUCCUUGAAGAUGCUGAGCAGAAGCAAUUCACAGACAAGGCAAUACAACUCUGGUUUCAGGAGCUCAAUGGUGUUGCCUAUGAAAUCGAUGAUGUAUUGGAUGAUUACGCAGCUGAAGCCUCAAGAGUCAAGUACAAAAAUUCUGGUUGUUUUAGUUUGAUGUGUUACCCUAUAGCAGGAAACUUAGUGUUUCGUCACAGGAUUGGGACAAGGAUGAAGGAGAUCCUUGAAAAAUUUAAUGCAAUAGCUGAUGAGCGGAUAAAGCUUGGUUUGAUUGAUCAGAAGCGUGGGAGCAACCACUUUCAGGUUGAUUCUACUGGAACACGUGAGACUGGUUCCUUGCUAAAGGAACCUGAUCUAGUCCUUGGAAGGGACGAGGCGAAAGACGAGAUUGUGAAAAUAUUGGUGAAUCAAGUCAGAGAUAAUCAAAAUGUAUCAGUGCUCCCUAUAGUGGGUGUUGGAGGCCUUGGAAAGACAACACUUGCCCAAUUGGUGCUUAAUGAUGAGCGCAUAGCCAAGCAUUUUGAGCCAAAACUCUGGGUUUGGGUCUCAGAGGAUUUCAAUGUGAAGAGGAUUAUAAAAGCCUUAAUUAAUUCAAUACGAGGGACUCCUGUUGAAGAAUUAGAAUUGGAUCCUCUGCAAAGAAAACUUCAAGAGUUGUUGAGAGGGAAAAGAUGCUUGGUUGUACUGGAUGAUGUCUGGAAUGAGAAUCUAGAGGAAUGGGAGAAACUGAAAUCUGUUCUGGAAUGCGGAUCAAGAGGUAGUUCAAUCAUCAUGACAACUCGCAUGGAGAAGGUUGCCACAAUAAUGGGCACAUUACAAACAUAUUAUCUGUCGAGUUUGUCAGAGAAUCAGUGUUGGUCACUGUUUAGGCAACGGGCAUUUGGCCGUCAAGAGGCUGAAGAAUAUCCUAACCUUGUAGUUAUCGGAAAAGAGAUUGUGAAAAAAUGUGGUGGUGUUCCUCUGGCUGCAAAGGCUCUUGGAGGCUUUCUACGAUUUAAAAGGCAAGAAAAUGAAUGGAACUCCGUGAAAUGCAGUGAAAUUUGGAACUUACCUCAAGAUACAACACGUAUCUUGCCCGCGUUGAGAUUGAGCUACCUUAAUCUUCCGGUAGAGUUGAGAGGUUGCUUUGCAUAUUGUGCAGCAUUUCCCAAGGGCUAUGAAUUUGAAAUAGAAGAGGUAAUACAUUUGUGGAUGGCAAAUGGAUUGCUUUCAUCUAAUGAAACAAUGGAAGUGGAAGAUGUUGGUGUUGCUGUGCUGACUGAACUAUAUUAUAGAUCACUAUUCCAAGCAGUAAAGGAAGAUGAAUUUGGCAAUGCCCUCACUUUUAAGAUGCAUGACCUUGUCCAUGAUUUGGCUAAUGGAGGCUAA
This is a messenger RNA of Coffea eugenioides, 1593 nucleotides long. Its product is annotated as putative disease resistance protein RGA1. The record is from RefSeq and is a predicted model, not a curated record. The transcript is spliced from 2 exons. NCBI's taxonomy places the organism in Eukaryota, Viridiplantae, Streptophyta, Magnoliopsida, Gentianales, Rubiaceae. Bases 97 to 1593 code for a protein of 498 amino acids. Gene Ontology annotation, biological process: defense response to other organism. Gene Ontology annotation, molecular function: ADP binding.